AUGGAGACUAACGUUUUGUCACUUUUACUGAUGCCACUUCAACCCGCGCAUAACGAUCCGUUUCAGACCCUUGCGCUGCUUCGGACACAAGUAAUGUCGCUUUCACUUGCCGCCGAAACCAACCUUGACCCAGCUUUCCUCGCAGCCUGCGUCGACGCCUCCUACCCAUCCUUAUCUUACGUCUCAUCUUCGUCUUCCGUCUCGUCUUCAUCUUCCGAUGACACGGUCGCUUCCCCGACUGCUUCUCUCAUUCCUUCUCCUACCGCGACUCUCGUCUCUUCGACCGGCCUUGCAGCUUCCAAGACCAGGUUCGUCAGCGAGGAGGAACACAUGAGUCACCUACUCGCCAAGUAUCCGGCUGCCAUCACGGACUUCUAUGGAUCUGGCACGUCCUGCGUUUACAAGACCGGGCCUGCAUGGCCCGUUGCCCAAGGUCCUCAGUCUCAGAAGAUUAUGCGCGCGGCCCGUCCCAUCUACAAGCACGGCAUCGCGCCGAUCUGGCUCGAUACUGCGUGGAGCAUCGUCGCCGAGCUCGAGACGCUCCAGGUGGACUGGAAUGCGGUUGAUCCUCUCGCCUACGCGAAUGCAGGUCAGGCGGCCUUGAUUUGCGAAUUCGUGAUCACGAUUGGCGUGAAGCCGCGCUCCCUUGCAUAUGAAGCUGCUGUGGCUGCUGCUGAAGUCGUCGAUGGGAUCCUCGAUGUAGCCGGCUUCCCCGAGAUCCAAGUCGCAUUCAUCGAAUCCGUUUACCGCCGCCAGGGGAAGCUCAUGGGCUUCGAUCCGACGUACGAAUUGCAGGGCAUUCCCGGCCUUCGGAAGCCGUUCACCCCUACUCUCGGUCUCGCUAUCGCGCCUUACAAGUUGCCUUACUACGAGGGUACAGGCGGCUUGUACCUCCGCCUCAACACUGACCAGUCCGACAAGCGCACUGUACUCCUGACCUGCGCCCACGUCGCCCACCCGGCCCCGCUCUUUGACAACCAGGAGUAUACGCGCAAGUUCGACAGCCAGCCGCGCGAGGACAUCAUUCUCCUCGGCGGCGGAUCAUUCGAUGACUCCGUCAAGGAUAUCAUGAAGUUUAUUGGUUACCAGUCGAGGGCUAUUGCCAGCUGGGAGACGCCCCUCCGUAGGAUCCCAGAGCCGGCAGAGAGCGAGGCUGUUGAUGUCACGGCGAAGCGAAAGGAACUGACUUACUUGAUCACCGCGGCGAAGGACAAGAUCAGAGCGGCGAACGAACUCCACUCCCACGUCACCAAGAACCACACCACGACCGCCUCCCGCCUUUUCGGGUUCAUUCUCCACUGCGCCAAGAUCGAGGUCGGCAGCGACGGGUUUAUGUACGACUGGGCCUUGAUCCAGAUUGACGACGAUAAGGUGGAGAUGAAGGACUUCAAAGGCAAUCAGGUCUUCGUCGGCGGCAACAAGACCGCUGCUGAUUGGGAAGAUUAUAUGUUCGCUCAGCUUCACGACCGUCACGACUUCCAUGUGCCCGAUGACUUGCUUCUUCAGAUCCAGGACUACGUCCGCGAGGCCGAAUUCCGCGACCCGCAGAACUACGACGUCCACAACGCCAAGAAUCUGCUGGCGGUCAAGAAUGGUCGUACCACCGGCACCACCUUCGGCCGCGUUAACGGGCUGGAGUCGAUUACCCGUCAUCAUUCCGAGCAAGGCAUCGAAACGAAGGCGGUCGAGAUCAUUGUCUGCGGCUACGACACCAAGACGGGUGAGAACGAGAAGUUCUCCGACGAAGGAGACUCUGGCUCUAUGGUGGUCGGCAGGGACGGUCGUAUCAUUGGUCUGCUGAUGGGUGGAGGAGGGUCUACUGCCAAGACGGAUAAGACUUACAUCACUCCCUUCUAUGCCCUCAAGAAGGAGAUCGAGAAGAAGUACCCCAAGGCUUUCGUCCUCCCAGCCGAUGCCUGA
Molecule: messenger RNA, 1920 nt
Organism: Heterobasidion irregulare TC 32-1
Lineage: Eukaryota; Fungi; Basidiomycota; Agaricomycetes; Russulales; Bondarzewiaceae
Exons: 5
Coding region: 1-1920 (639 amino acids)
Source: RefSeq, a predicted model, not a curated record